This is a messenger RNA of Gallus gallus (chicken), 3985 nucleotides long. RefSeq names its product pleckstrin homology like domain family A member 3 (gene PHLDA3). The record is from RefSeq and is a predicted model, not a curated record. Lineage: Eukaryota; Metazoa; Chordata; Aves; Galliformes; Phasianidae. Gene Ontology annotation, cellular component: plasma membrane. The coding region runs from base 3030 to 3503 and encodes 157 amino acids. The transcript has 2 exons. Gene Ontology annotation, molecular function: phosphatidylinositol phosphate binding. Gene Ontology annotation, biological process: negative regulation of phosphatidylinositol 3-kinase/protein kinase B signal transduction; intrinsic apoptotic signaling pathway in response to DNA damage by p53 class mediator; positive regulation of apoptotic process.
GGGCCCAAAGGCUUUGGCUUCGGGCAGGGGGCCGGGGCGCUCAUCCACUCGCAGUGAGGCACCAGGAGCCGGGCUCUGCUCCCCCUGGGCUCCUGCAGCCCAGCCCUGGGCUUCCACACGCAGCAGCGAGCUCCCUCACCUCCUCCAUCCCCGCCUGCUGCUUCGCGGCACCAGCGCCUUCCCCUGCCCCGACCCAGCGCUCCCCGAAGCUGCGGGAGCCCCAUUGCCACCACGGGUCCCCGGCACGGGCACACAGCUCGCUCCCACCCGCAGUGAGGCCCGCAGCGUUCCGCUCCACGUCGCCCGUCCCGCCGGGAUGAGCCGCGCUGCGCCGCGUCACCGAGCAAAGGAAUAAACAUCAAAGCUGACCCAAAGCAUUGCCCGAGGGGUUGUUCCCCAGCGGGGGUGCGCGGUUGAAGCAGGAGCUCAGGAUGGAGCGGGAGGACGGGGAGCGGUGCGGUCGCGGCUCGCAGUUAAAGCGGAGGGGCGCUCCCUGCGGCUCUGCAGCCCGCUCUGCCCCCCCCGUGUGACCAUUUCCAAAGCAGCGUUUCCUUCCUGCCCUAUCCAAACCCAUCGGCGCUGCUCCGCGGUGCUGCUCCGGGCAGCCGUGCCCAGCAGUGCUAACAGCUCAGAGCUUCUCACCUCCUCCCGGGUUGGGUAUUUUUUUGUGCUGGAUUCUGAUCCGCCAGCCUGGCAGCUCCCCAGGUUUAAUUUGUUUUCACUGAAACACUUUGCUUUCCAUGCGUGCUUCUCUCCUUUGACCGGCGUGAGAUACUCGCGGAUCAGCCUCGCCGUCCGCCCUUCCCAGUCUGCAGUGGGACGGCCGCAGUUGUCUGCUUCCCUCUGCUGGCUGCUGCUCCCCGGGCACAGCUCCGGACAGACGGACGGAUGUGUCCGCACAUCUGCACCCGUGCGCAGCCAGCCCUGAUGGCAGCCGGGGGGCUGCAGCGCUGGGGAUCGGGGAUGGGGUACCCAACACCGCCCUCAGGGGGAUGCCCUGGGAUCGUGGGGACAGAGCUGCAGCACCGAGCUGUGUUGGCUCAGCAGAAUGAGACCCUUCUGUGGGUCUGGAGGUGGCAGGCUUUGCGGGAGCUCCGUGACCUCACGGCUGUGGGAAAACGAUCUUCCCGUGGUGGCUGGAGGCGGCGAUGCCGUGAGCAGCAGAGGCAGCCCCAGCUGGAGAGGGAAGAGACCGUGGGGUUGGUGGCCCAGCGGUGUCACUGACAUCCCCACCUGCUGGCACAGAGCUGGGAAGGACAGCCCCAGACCGCUCACUGGGGAUGGUGAACCAUCCCUGAGCAUGUGCUCCUUGUGGGGACCCACCUGCUCCGCUCCUCCCAGAGCCCCACGGGGCCCGGGCUGACCCCCAUCUGUGCCCGACAUCCCAAACUGGGACUGCUGGGACAGCCGGGACCGGUGCCAGCCUGGUGAUGUUGGCCUCAGGGAGCACGAACCAGUUCCUGACUGCACAGCGGGCCCUGCCCUGUUAAUGAGGGAUAAUGAGGUGCCUCUCCCGGCGCUGCAGACUUGCCCCCUGGCCAUGCUGGCUGCCAGCACUGCCCCCGGCAGGCAUCAGCCCCAGACAGUGACCCCGGCGCAGCUCUGUGGGGUUUUGUCCCCCUUUUUUGACUGUUUUGUUUUAUUUGGCUGAGCGAAAGGCUCUGCACACUCAGCACCUCCGGCUUCAUCCAUCCACUCGGGAUGCUGCGGCUGUGGCUCUGUUCAGCAGCCCAUGGCCAGCACUGUGUCCCCAGAUGUCCCCGCGGGCACAGCACAGCAGGGCCAACUUCUGCCAGGGGCUGGCAUGGGAACAGACGGAGCCGUCGUGGUUGGGAACGAGAUGGGCUGGAAAGGCGCCGGUGUUUUGCUGCUGGGGAGGGAGGACACCGGCGGGACCGGGCUGUGCUGCACAGCCCCAUCCCCGCUCAGUGCGGUCACGUGAAGCUGGAGAUGCUGUCUUCACUGUGGGACAGGCUGGGGACACCAAGUCCUUCUCCUUGGGGGGGAUGCAGGGGGACAGGAGCUCUGUGCUGGGUGCUGGGGGACCGGAGCAGCUCCGUUGGGUGCAGGGCUGGUGGGUGCACGGCCACCUCGGGGUGGUGGCAUGGACAUUUCCAUCUGCAGAUGUUCCCCUCCUGAGCUCCGUCCUUGCAGUCCCUGCAUGGUUGGUGCUGCACCCACAGCUUUGUGCCCAGGCAGCAUUGCACCCUGUAGCCCCAUGUUUAAGACCCACAGACCUCUUCUAUGGCUGCUACUGCACUCCACAGACCUCUAUCGUGGCUGCUUCUGAACCCCAUAGUCCCUUGCCCCAGAUGGCCCCUCACCCACAGCCCUCUGUCCUUGUUUGUACUGCUCCCCAGAAUCCCACUGCACCCCACAGCCCCUUCUUGGCUAGAAAUGCCCCCAGUCCCCCCCGCCCCAGCUGGCACUGCACCCCAUAGCUCCAUGUGCACGUGCUGCUGCCCUCCGUAGCCCUGCAACUGUCCGGUGCUGCACCCACAGCCCCUGGCCCACCCAGCCUGCACCCACAGCCCCCUGCAGCCCCCAGUCCCAUAGACUGCAGCUCCGUGCCUUGUCCUCUCCCUGCUGUGCUUUCACCCACGCUGUGCCCCGGGCUGUUUGCAUGGGGCCCCAGGACUGCACCCGCCCGCGGGCACCCCGAAAGCACCGUGCAGGUGGGUGCAGCGGGGCCGUGUCGGGCCUGGCCGGGCUUCGCCUGGGCGUGAAGGGUGCUGCAGAGCAGGAGGGGCCAGGCGAGGCGGGGAAGGAAUGCAAGUGGGAGAGCGGCCGGGCAUGUAGCGACAGAUCCUGGGGAGCGCGGAGCCGGGGAUCCCACACGCUGCAUGGGGCAGGGCGCCGAGCCUCAGCCAUAGGGACGCGGCAUGGGGCGUCCCAUCGCUGCCGCCCCGCUGUGAGAGCCGGCGGGGGCCGACCUGGGGGCGCUGAGCUGCGGGGGUCCCGGCAGCCGCGUGGAGAGGGGUGGAAAUCCCCAGUGGGGGAUGCGCGGCUGCAGGAGCUGAGGAGCCGCCAUGACCCCCGAGAAGGUGCUGCGGGAGGGGCUGCUGGAGAAGCGCAGCGGGGGGCUGCUGCAGCUCUGGAAGAAGAAGCGGUGUUUGCUGACCGAGAAGGGGCUGCAGCUCUUCGAGCCCAAAGGCUCGCGCCGAAAGGAGCUGAGCUUCGCCCGCAUGAAGGCGGUGGAGUGCGUGGAGUGGAAGGAGCGGCACAUCUACUUCACGGUGGUGAUGGACGACAGCCACGAGAUCGACUUCCGCUGCGCCCAGGAGGACCCGGGCUGGAAUGCUGCCAUCACCAUGGGCCUCGUCCGCUUCAAGAACCAGCAGGCCAUCCAGGUGGUGCGGGCACGGCACAGCUGCAGAGCAGUGGUGCAGUAUGACGCAGCUGCAGUGGGACAGCGCGUGGCUGUGCAACGUCCCCGGAGCAGGAUGGAGACGGCGCUCAGCUCAGUGGGCGGAGGGGAAAAUAGGAUCCCUGCCAGCAACUGAGCCCUCGGGGCUCCCCAGGAAGGCCAGUGCAGGCACCGGCCCCAGUGCCAUGGGGCAGGACAGUGAGGCACCAGGGCAUGCGUGGCUGCGGGGCUCCGGCUGCACCCACUUGGACCAGUGGGGCGAAGGGCACAACCAGGGCCUCCACCAGGGGCUCCCGAAAGUGAUGGAUGUGGCCAGGACCACGAUGGACUGACGGAGACCCCCGGGCCUCUCCUGCAGGACAGGGGAUGGGAUGGGUGAGGCCAACCUGAAGGAAGCAGCGCGGUGCUGAGCCAUGGGACAUCGGAUGUGGAUGGGGGCACGAACCCCAUGAGACCCCGCAUGGUGGAAGGGAUGGAGAGGGGACCCCUCGGUCACCACGCCAGGAUGGUGUGGUGAUGCGGCUGUGCCGCUGGAUGCUGCCCUGGGGAUGGCACUGUGACAAUGUGGCCCCCAACUCCUCGUACUGAGCGUACCCCAACAGGUCCUUCUGCUGCUUU